AUGGCACCAACGAUUCCUGGAUUCUUUUACGACGAAGCCAAGAAGAAAUACUUUAAAAUUGUCAAUGGAUCGUCAUCUCAGGCAACUGAAAAGUAUCAUAAUAAUUCUGUUCAAGCAGAAAAACGAAGAAAUGAUUUCAUAAAUGAACAAACCCAAAAGAAGAAGAACGUCAAGAAACCCAGAAAAGUUGCCACUUUGCCCAAACAGAUAGUUAAACUAAGCGAAGCAAUUAGACGACAUCGUCAGCAGAUAUACGAAAAUAAUAUAAAGGGAGAUAUAGUGGCCUACAAGUUAGGUGCUGUUUCGAAAUACAAUGUGAAUAUUGAUAUAGAUAUUGUUACGGCGGGGUUGAAACAAUUGAAAUUUGAUAGAGAACAAAGUCGAAGGGAUGGCUACUAUGACUUGGAUCAUAUUGUCAUUGGUGGGCAAGAUCUGGGUGAGACUCUGGUUUUCGUUUCUUUUACCCCCCGGAGCAUGAGUGUAACGCAUGAUAAUUUAUUACAAAAUGAUGAAAGUAUCUUUUGGUCAACGCCAACCCCUAUCCAUAUAGAUACAGAGAGGCGUGAUGGCUCUCCUAUUGACCCUCAAUGCACAUUCCCUCACACUUCGGCGUCAGUUACUGUCAACAAUAAUAUGCUCCGAUUCUCAUCGUAUUCAUGGACAGAUACGGACCAGAAACUACAAAAGGUUUUGGUCUUGAAUUACUACAAAUUCAAUAGAGAUCAUCCUUCGCUUAUUGAAGUCACUCCCUAUACUAUAAAACUUGAAAAUUGGAUUUGGGAAUGUGAUUUGUGGCAGAAAGAACCCGUUAUUGGAGUAUUAACUGGGUUCGAGUACACGCAAGGUACUGAUGAAAUUGUGGUUGCAUCUUCAUGUACGCCUAAUUUAUUAUUGUGGGGUACUAAUAAGGGAGCUCUUAUAAUCAUUCCAUUUGAAAUAUUUUCACAUAGACAUUUCACUAGUCUUUAUUACUGUAAACUUAGCCAAUAUGAAAUUGAUCUCAUUACAGUUUCUGAUGGUGUAAUCUUUGUGGUUGAUAUUAAAGGGAUUAUGUCAAUAGUGUACGAUAAUGGUCAUAUGUUUCAAAAAUCAGAUAUCUCAGAUGGUGUGCACCCACCUGUGGAAUUUGAAGCUAAUGGUCCCAAGUGGUCACUUGGUAAAGUGGGGAAGGUUCUGCGUAUCAUUUGGUUUCCAGAGUCCAGCACGGUUGUAAUAGUUGGAUUGAGGAAAAUAGUGAAAUAUCUUGUACCACCUCAAGGAAGACCUAUCUUUAUUCAAGAUUACACUUAUUUGAAUUGUAACAUUGUGAACCAAAACUCCGUUGUGGUUCACCUGAGUGUGGCACAAUACUUGUUAGUUAAUGAGUCUAACCACGAACUUCGGCUAAUUAACUUACAUGAUGGAACAAAUAGGCGAAUAGUACUCGAUGUUCCUCGAAAUUAUAUCCUUUGUAAUAUGUUUAUGACAGCUCAUCAGUAUCUCUGGCUUUUUUAUAGGUCUGGAACUACUCUGCAUGAUGUUGUUUACAAGUGGAAUAAGGUUACUGGACAAUGCUGUAGCGAGGUGAAAAUAAGGUUUGAUCAAACAAUAUUUUUGAUUUAGGUUCCACAUCUACCACCGAACCAGGUCCACUCAAGAGUGAUUUGGUGUUGAGAAACCCGAUUAGUAGUUUUGCAUGGAAAACUUGGAAUUGAAAAUUUUUCCAACGAGAGAAUUCAUCGUGUUCGAUAGAAUCAUAUGAAUUUGAUCAUUCUUGUUCCAAGUACUCUCUGUAACGUUUGAGCUGCAAAUUAGUAGGAACUUAUUGGUAAAUGAGACGGAAUUUAGGCUACGCCUUAUUAAUUUGGACUUGGGUAGUUCCAAAGAAAGUACUUCCAAUAGAGUCUCUUGCUACUACUGUAUGAAUGGUAGACUCUUUCUUGAUGUUUAAAACGAUAAUCAAAAACAAAAACACUCGUCCCCGAAAUUGUUCUAUUAUAGUGCCAGAUUUUGUACAAAAUUGUGCAUUGAGUACCUGAGAUCCCAUAAUUACAUAUUUGUUCAGAUUUACUUGCAUAUAGUAUCUUCUGGUAGUGUUCGUGGUGGUCGUUUCACAGAUACUUCAAAGGGAUACUUUGUAUAAUUAGAGACUGGAGUAAUUGAAAGAAAAAUAGCAAUCAUGGAGAGGAACAUGGAAGGAGAGAAAGCGCAGAUUAAUACCUGGGAUCUACGAGAAUCUACAGGGACAAGAGGGGCUCACAUCUGAACCAGGGGAGCUCCAGGGACUAUUCCUUGAUACCCACAUCAC
This is a messenger RNA of [Candida] anglica, 2287 nucleotides long. Lineage: Eukaryota; Fungi; Ascomycota; Pichiomycetes; Serinales; Debaryomycetaceae. The record is from the annotation of a GenBank genome assembly.